GAUGGAGGUGCGCCCCUCUGGGCGACAAACAUUUCUCUGCGACGGCGUCGGAUCUUCUUUGGUACAUUGCGCGUUCUCAUUCCCGCCCUCCGAGCUGCCUCAGUGUCACGACUCGGAGAGCUCCCUCGCCCUCGCUGCGACAAAACCGACGACGCAGCCGAGCGGGAGUUGCUCUAGGCACCUACCUACCCUUUACCCCGCACCUAUAGAGACAUCGUCUUGUAUUCCCGAUUACUGCGUCGCUUCUGCCCCUGAACGAUGGGCCUGAACGGCGACUCUGGCGGCGGCGCCCUCUCUGCCGCCCUGAAAAGGCCUGUCCCAGAUUCCAAUAGUCCCACAGUCGCUAGCCCCUCAAGAGUAUCUACACCACCCCCGCAGUCUGACCGAUUGCGCGGAGAAGCGAGGCAAGGAGAACGGAAUGGACGGAUCAGCUCGAGACCUUCUGAUUUCGGCCGAUUUGCCGGCUUGGAUGCCGAUGCAGUGGACAGUGCCUUGCGACGGGAGCUCGGACGUCAGCAGCGCGAGGACACGCCUGGCGCGAGCCCGCACAGAAAACGCCAGAGAAUAAACGGAGAUCGCUUCAUUCCCACCCGAUCAGGCCAGGACUUGCAAGCUGGUUUCAGUCUCUUGCACGAGGAUGGCUCCCCCGCGACGCCGUCGAGGCUUAAGAAGAGGACCCCGCACGGGGAGCUGCACUUCCAAAAGACUGAGGAAGCCAAUCGGACCUUCUCUACUCUGUUAAGAGCCGAGCUGUUUGAAAACUCGAUACCUCAGGCUACGCCACCCAGCAUGUCGCCCGACCACGGGCGAGCCUCGAAUGGCGGCCAUGAUGGAAUGAGGUCUCACACACCCCCCAACGGCGCAGCCCCAUCACUCCCCUCCACGCUGACGCCAUCCACGCCCCAUAAAAACCUUUUUUCUUAUAUGAGCCCGAGGCACAGCAAUAUAGGGGGCCAUCUGACCCCGUCAAGAACCCCGCAAAGCCGCCAUGGACCGAAUAUGGACACGCGCUCAGAAGUUUACAGUCUAUCACCAGUCCGGUUCAAUAGCCAGCAGAUGCUUUUGAGUCCAAGACGUCAACCGCGGGCCGUUAGCAAAGUACCGUACAAGGUCCUGGACGCCCCGGAUUUGGCCGACGACUUUUAUCUCAACCUCGUGGACUGGGGAAGCGCCAAUGUUUUGGGCGUUGGUCUUGGGAAUAGCGUCUACUUGUGGAAUGCUGCAACAAGCCGCGUGAACAAGCUCUGUCAACUGGAGGACGACACAGUGACGAGCGUAUCAUGGAUCCAAAAAGGUACUCACAUUGCGAUUGGGACAGGAAAGGGUUUGGUGCAGAUCUGGGACGCCGAGAAGGCUAGGAGACUUCGGACCAUGACCGGCCAUACGAUGCGAGUAGGCUCGCUCGCGUGGAACACGCACAUCCUUACGUCUGGAUCCCGAGAUCGGUUAAUAUAUCACCGCGAUGUGCGGGCGCCCGACCAGUGGCUGAAAAAACUGGUGGGCCACAAGCAAGAAGUUUGCGGGCUGAAGUGGAAUUGCGAGGACGGACAGUUGGCUAGCGGUGGUAACGACAACAAGCUCAUGGUCUGGGAUAAACUCUCAGACACGCCUCUUUGGAAAUUCUCAGAUCACACGGCAGCAGUGAAGGCGAUUGCGUGGUCUCCACACCAGCGUGGCCUUCUGGCUUCAGGCGGAGGCACGGCCGACCGGCGCAUCAUAUUCCACGACACUGUUCGCGGAACGGUUGUCAACGAGAUCGACACGGGAAGUCAGGUGUGUAACCUGGCCUGGUCCAAAAACUCGAAUGAGAUCGUGUCGACGCACGGCUACAGCCAGAACCAGAUCGUGGUAUGGAAAUACCCAUCCAUGACCCAGGUGGCAAGUCUGACGGGCCACACGUACCGGGUCUUGUACCUCGCCAUGAGUCCAGAUGGAAGAGUCGUUGUGACUGGAGCAGGUGACGAGACGCUUCGCUUCUGGAACGUGUUCGGCAAGCGUCCCGGCGUGAGGGACGAUAGCGAUGGUGGCGGCAGUGGACGCCUUCAGGACUGGGCAGUCAUCCGGUAGACGAUGGGCUGCAGUAGCUUCUCGCGUCUGCGAGGAAAGCGGAGGAGGGUGGAUGGGCAGGAAAGGUCCAGACCCCUUUCAGAACUUGUGACGCCCGACUGCAAACCGGCCGCAUAAGUUCUGUGUGCAAUUUCGUCCGACUCGGUUUGCUCAAUCUCAUCUCAACCCAGGCGACGACAAAAAAGACCUGAGGUUUUUUGUCUUUGCUGCAACGCCAAACAGUAGAAAUCUCUUCUUAUCGUGCGAAACAAGCAGGGCACUACCAACAACACGACUCAUACGACGCAAUCUAACGAAAA
Lasiosphaeria miniovina is the source of this 2366-nucleotide messenger RNA. Its product is annotated as WD40-repeat-containing domain protein. Lineage: Eukaryota; Fungi; Ascomycota; Sordariomycetes; Sordariales; Lasiosphaeriaceae. Gene Ontology annotation, cellular component: anaphase-promoting complex. The coding region runs from base 259 to 2067 and encodes 602 amino acids. The record is from RefSeq and is a predicted model, not a curated record. The transcript has 3 exons. Gene Ontology annotation, biological process: positive regulation of anaphase-promoting complex-dependent catabolic process; positive regulation of ubiquitin protein ligase activity; anaphase-promoting complex-dependent catabolic process. Gene Ontology annotation, molecular function: ubiquitin ligase activator activity; anaphase-promoting complex binding; protein binding.